AUGAAGCCCAUUUCGCUGAGCUUUGCCUCUCUAGCAGCACUCCUGUCUGGAGUUAGCGGCCUUGCUCGGUUCUCUGAACGCUCAACAUCUAAUCCAAACUGCUUUCCAUUCGGCAGCCAGGCGAAGCUCAAUGCAAAUCUUCAACCCCCCCACGUUUCGAGAGAAGAGUGGUGGUGUCCUCAAUCCGACUUUUAUGGGUUUCUUGGCUUUUCAUUCCCCUUUCAGUUUACCAACAUGGACUUUGAAGUUGCAAGUAUUAGCUCUCACAUGCAGCAGAUGAAACGCCAAUUUGGCGCUACAAUGAUUCGCAUGUACAUACCGGAAAGCUACACCACACAGCUAUGGGAAAACGUGCUAGAGGCUGCCAUUUUGAACAACAUGGGAGUUGUCGUCCAAGUAGCAUUCCCGAUCAGUGGCAAUGAUGCAAGUAUUUCCCGCAGACAUAGUUCGCCACAGCUCUCUUGGGAAAAGGUUCUGGAAACAACGCUCUUCGAAACCCUUGCUCACAGCAAAUAUUCCAAAAUUGCACCGUAUGUUAUCUAUGCUGCCGAGUAUCUCAAUGAGCCAGUCGGAGAUUGCGACAUGUGCGCCGCAGGCAGCAACGGCAAUGCAUCUGAGCCGGCCAGCUUGACGAAUCUGACUAUGGGCAUGUCUAAUUUCCGGAAGGAGAUGCACAAAUAUGGUAUCCCAGCAGGAAUUAGCGAGGAUUGGGAUAGACCUUAUUUGAUGAGCGGUGCACCUGGUUCUGAUGGACUGGGUGUUGGAUUGGGCACAGUGGGAAAGGCGCUUGAGCCAGUAUUGGACUUUAUCCACGCCCAUGUCAUGGCUUACUAUCACAACAUUCAAAUUGACGAUGCUUGGACUUAUACUGCAAAUCAGGUUCUGUGGUAUAAGAAGUAUCUUCCACAGUUUCCGCUCAUCAUCUCAGAGAUGAUGUGGGCUACAGGCUACAAUGUUUUGCAUGCUGGUGGCUAUAUUACUGGUUUUGCUAUUGCAGAAGUGAGCGAAGCUGAUUAUACCAAGUUUUGGAAGACAGUGGAUGCAAACUGCGCUUUCCUGAAAGAACACAACACGGCAUAUUUUAUCCAUGCUUGGAGGCAACAAGGUACUCUCAAUAUGCUUCAGAAUGAUGGAAGCGUUGUAAUUCCAAAUUGGAAGCCUAAGAAGUGGUGCUAG
Molecule: messenger RNA, 1176 nt
Organism: Trichoderma virens Gv29-8
Lineage: Eukaryota; Fungi; Ascomycota; Sordariomycetes; Hypocreales; Hypocreaceae
Exons: 3
Coding region: 1-1176 (391 amino acids)
Source: RefSeq, a predicted model, not a curated record